Caenorhabditis bovis is the source of this 2973-nucleotide messenger RNA. Lineage: Eukaryota; Metazoa; Nematoda; Chromadorea; Rhabditida; Rhabditidae. The record is from the annotation of a GenBank genome assembly.
AUGAGGGAAGGCGCGGAGAACGGCGGCGGCGGCGGCGGCAGCGGCGAUCAGACGCUCACCCGACUACUACACGCGUGCGAUUUAUCAGGUUAUGAGGCCGAUUUACGCAAAAAGCUCAAACUCCGCAAUGCUGGCGAUUUGCAAUACGUUGAAGAGGUCGACCUUUCCUCAAUCGGAAUGAGUCGACCCGAGCAGAAGCGGCUACGCAAAGAAUACACGAAAAUGUUUCCAAGCGGGAUUUUCGGCAAAGUGCGAAAAGUGUUCAAAAGGUCCGAGAGUAAUGAUAGGAAGAAUUCGGCGAAUUCCGGAUGCCGUGAGGAUGAUGAGCAGCAUGUGAUACCGUUGGAGAAAAUCGCAUUAUGCAAAGAGCUCGGCCACGGCGAAUUCGGUGCGGUUUGGCAAGCGUCGUGGCGAAACGGCGGCAACGAUGUGACGCAGGUGGCGGUGAAAUGUGUCGAAUCGAGCAAACUGCUCGCCUCAUCGACGAGUUUCCUUCAAGAAGCGGCGAUAAUGACGAAAAUGCGGCACGAGCACGUUGUGCGGCUCUACGGCGUCGUGUUGGACACGAAAAAAAUCAUGAUGGUGUCCGAAUUGGCGACGUGCGGCUCAUUAUUGGAAUGCCUUCAUAAGCCGGCACUUCGCGAUUCGUUUCCGGUUCACGUGUUGUGCGAAUAUGCCGAGCAAAUCGCAUUGGGAAUGGCUUAUUUGGAAUCGCAACGAUUGAUUCAUCGCGAUCUGGCGGCGAGAAAUGUGCUCGUUUUCAGCCCGAAAUUGGUGAAAAUAUCGGAUUUCGGCCUGUCGAGAAGUCUUGGCGUCGGCGAGGAUUAUUAUCGAAGCGAGUUCACGCCGAAUUUGAAGUUGCCGAUCGCGUGGUGCGCGCCGGAAUGCAUCAAUUUCCUCAAGUUCACAUCGAAAUCGGAUGUUUGGGCGUAUGGUGUCACUCUGUGGGAGAUGUUCUCGUAUGGCGAAAUGCCGUGGAAAUCGAAAAGCGGCGCUCAGAUUCUUGAGCUCAUUGAUCGAAAAAAGGAACUCCUUCCGAGACCGACGGCUUGUCCGGAAGACAUGUACGAUAUGAUGGUUGAAACUUGGACGCAUCAAUAUCAGGAUCGGCCGACGUUCGCCGAAAUUGUUGAGAAGUUCCCGGAGCGGCGAGCGCAAUCCGUGCGCGCCAUCGUCGAUUGCCGCGACGCCGCCGAUGAUCAUUUGCACUUCAAAAAGGAUGAUCUGAUUGUGGUGAUCAGUCGCUCGCCGCCGGCCUACCCGGAUGGCUACUAUUGGUUCGGUUCGCUGCGAAAUGGCAAACUCGGACUAUUUCGGCCGACGGACACGGUGGCGCAUUUGGGCUCGGAGCCGCCGUGCAGCAACGGCGCGUUCGAGGGCAUCGUCGAGAAGAAGGAGGAGAAGGCGAAGAAGGGCAAAAAGGAUAAAGACGGGGAGCGCGAGAGGAAGAAGCUGAUGAUUAGCGAGCCCGUCGGCGAUGUUCGCCACACUUGUCACGUUGGAAUCGACGGCACCGCGUUCGGGCUUCUCCAACUCGACAAGAAGGCGAUGUGUGCGACGUCGUCGUCGCCGUCGACGUCGCGAUUGUCGCAAACGUCGCCGGCGCCAUCGCAGACGUCGUCGUCGACGGCGUCAUCGGUGCACAUGAGGGACUCGGUGGCGCGGUACGGUGUGCCGUUGAAGGAGACGAUGUCGUUGAGAGACGUCGGACCAUUGAGCCGCGACGCCAUCAAAUUGCGCGACGCGAUCUCGCCGCCGCAAUCGCGAGCGCCGACGCACUCGAGGAACUCGUCGGGCUCGAUGAAUCAUGUGUCGUCCCUCAAUGGAUAUGAUCCAUUCAGCUCAUUGGAGCGAACGAGGCUCCGAGGAAGUGUCACGCCAACGGCUCCGCCCCUUACAGCAUCUGCGGCUAGUUCGCUGAAAAAUCCACUUCAAGGGAUCUCGCUGGCCAUCGGAGUCAAUGAUUAUAUAGAUGGUCCGAAGUCGCCGUCAACUCUAUCGACAUCGACAACGCUGACGAGUAUCUCGACGACGAGGGGACCGAUUCCGGCUCCGCGGGGACCAAUUGCGGCCGCGUUCAACUCGAAACUCACCAAAGAGGAUGCGGCUCUUUGCGAGGAGUUGGACCAUCUCAAUCGCGACUUGACCAACUACUCGUUGAGCACGAUUUCCGAUUUUUCCGAUGAGCGGCCACUUUUGGAUUCGUUCAAUCGGCAAGGGACGUCGAAAAUUCCAGUGGAAAGUAAAGAUGAAGCCCGGAUACGAUUUAUGACUAACGAUGAGAUAAAGAAGAUGAAUGAGAAAUCGGUGAAAGAGCAUCGAAAGACGGAGGAGAUGCUGAAAGAGGAGAGGAAUCGCGAGAGGAAGUUUGCGACGUUGAACGAGGCGCCGAAUGAGGAUGAGGAGAUCAAUCGGCAGAAGGAGCUCGAGCAGGAAUGGUCGGCGACGGCUCAGGAGGCGUACAAGUUGCUCGUCGAGUGUCGGACGAAUCUGAAGGAGUUGUCGCAAUCGCCGCCGUCGUCGAAGCCGAUGUCGCCGAUUGUCGAGCGUGUCUCGCCGGCGCCGCCGCGUCCGGCGACACCGCCGCUCGCCUCGCGCUCGCCGGACGCCAUCACAAUGCUUCGACGGCCGCCGUACGAAGCCGUCGAGCAGGUGACAAUUGAAGAGAACUCGCCGAAGCGUGUGCACAUCAUCGAGACGAAGCUCGUCGACGGUCCGGCGCGCGGUCUGAGUCCGGUGCCCGAUCACGUGCCGGCGUUCACGACGCCGAUGUCGUCGCGAAAACCGCCGCCGCCGCCGAUUCCGACGCCGGGACGGCCGCCGAAAACGCGACAAUUCCCGUUGGUGAUCGACGAGCGCAAUUUGGCGUACGACAAUUUGAACGGAUUCGGAGCCGGCGCGAAAGUGGGCCCUCCGGUGCCGCCGAAGCCCAAAGUUAGCUUCGCCGAUGAGACGGAGAAAGCGUCAAACUAA